Messenger RNA from Miniopterus natalensis, 798 nucleotides. It is a transcript of the gene GJB5, whose product is annotated as gap junction protein beta 5. Gene Ontology annotation, biological process: cell-cell signaling. Gene Ontology annotation, molecular function: gap junction channel activity. Gene Ontology annotation, cellular component: connexin complex. Lineage: Eukaryota; Metazoa; Chordata; Mammalia; Chiroptera; Miniopteridae. The record is from RefSeq and is a predicted model, not a curated record.
AUGAACUGGGGGAUCUUCGAGGGGCUCCUAAGCGGGGUCAACAAGUACUCCACAGCGUUCGGGCGCAUCUGGCUGUCUCUGGUCUUCAUCUUCCGAGUGCUGGUGUACCUGGUGACGGCCGAGCGAGUGUGGAGCGACGACCACAAGGAUUUCGACUGCAACACCCGCCAGCCGGGCUGCUCCAACGUCUGCUUCGAUGAGUUCUUCCCCGUGUCCCACGUGCGCCUCUGGGCCCUGCAGCUCAUCCUGGUCACCUGCCCCUCGCUGCUGGUGGUCAUGCACGUGGCCUACCGGGAGGCGCGGGAGAAGAAGCACCGAGAGGCGGCGGGGGAGGACGGCGGGCGCCUCUAUCUGAACCCCGGCAAGAAGCGGGGUGGGCUCUGGUGGACAUACGUCUGCAGCCUGGUGUUCAAGGCCGGCAUAGACACUGUCUUCCUUUAUGUGUUCCACCUGUUCUACCCCAAAUACAUCCUCCCUCCUGUGGUCAAGUGCCGCGCGGCCCCGUGUCCCAACACAGUGGACUGCUUCAUCUCCAAGCCCUCAGAGAAGAGCAUCUUCACUCUCUUCAUGGUCAUCACGGCUGCCAUCUGCAUCCUGCUCAACCUCGUGGAGCUGGUUUACCUGGUGAGCAAGAGGUGUCGCGAGUGCCUGGCAGCGAGGAAAGCCAGGGCGGCCAGCGCCUCUUCCCGCAAACAGGAUGACCUCCUCGCAGGCGACCUCAUAUUUCUGGGCCCAGACACUCACCCUCCCCUCUUACCAGACCACCCUCGAGACCACGUGAAGAAAACCAUCCUGUGA